GCCGUAGACCCACCCACUUCGCCAUUAUUGGUAAAAUUUGAUAUUCUUAGGUUCGUAUCCGACGACCGGAGAUGGAGGCCGGGUGGAGGAGGGUAUUCCAAAUCCAUUAAUCUCAGCCUUCCGAUCGAGAACACCCCUUCUUUCGCUGGCGACGCUCUUUGCGCAACCCCGAAGGUCCGUGAUUGAUUGCAAUUCUUAUAACCUUAAUCACCGGAAACGGAGUAGUUCUCCAGCUGAAUGCAGCGCAAUCCGCAUUAGCAACCGCACCACCGUCGAUUCCUCCCAAAUACAUCAAAUGGAAGGACGAUCGCACGUAUUUUUUUAUAAUGUAUCCUGACGGUGAGACUACUCAACUGGAGUCCACAGGGUUUGACGUGUCGGCCGGUAGCUUCCUUGCGAAGCGGCCGUUUUACCCCCGUGAUUUCCUCCUUUAGAUUUAUUUUUUAUUAACUAAUUAAUAAUUAAUAAUUCAGUAAAUAUAUAUACUCAGUGUGCUUUAAUAAUGCGGACGGUUCAUCAUAAACAAAGGCAGCAGAAUUCAUGCAGAUUUUUAGCCAUCAUCUUUAUCGUCCCCUUUCAAUUCCUUUUCUCGCUCGUCUGAUAAAUUUUUAGGGGAGUUUUUUGGGUCCGGAUCCGUGAUCCGUCUUCGUUGCUUGGGCGUAUUCUUGCGAUUCGAUCGGUCUUUUUGAUCGCAAGAACCGAUAUCUCCCCCUUCUGUUCCACUGAGCUUUCUUGAGGUGGCGCCGAUCUUUGCUUCGGGAACUAGGGUUUUGGUUUGGAUCUCUCUCGGCUUGGCGGAGAUUAAUAGGGUCUGAAUCCAGCCUUGGAUUCAGAUCGAGUUUAGACUGGAGGGCUUCUGGCUCUGUGCGGUGGUAACUGGGAUUUGUUGUUAAGGUUCACCGUCUUUGGAGGAGUACGGAUUCUUUGUUCCUUUGGAGACGGGAGGUCGAGGGAUUGGAUUGCGGCGGUGGAUGUUGGAAUUCUUUGAGUUGCUAGGCGUGGGAAUUGUAACGUCUUGGGUCUGUUUAUCGGAGUGGAAUCGAGGUCUAGGAUUUAGAUUUCUUGUAAUAUCGGUUGGUGGGAUCUGGAAUAGUUGAGAGUAGAGGUUCGUAGAGUUCUUAAAGGUUUUAUUUGGUGUGAUUAUAGAUUUCUCCGGUUUGGGGAUCAGUUCAUCUUGUUUUGGUUUCGGGAUCAGUGGUAGUAAUCUAGCGUUUCAUCUGAGAGGGUGAUCUGUUAGCGGUAGAUUUUUUUGGUGAAUUUCUCAAUCGGAUCUUUACUCAUGGAGAAUGUCAUUGGAGGAAAGUUCAAGCGUGGGAGGAAGAUUGGCAGUGGAUCUUUUGGCGAGCUAUAUCUUGGUGUUAACAUGCAGAGUGGAGAAGAAGUGGCCAUAAAACUGGAACCUGUGAAAACCAAGCAUCCUCAACUUCAUUAUGAGUCCAAGUUGUAUAUCCUUCUCCAGGGAGGAAGUGGGAUCCCUCACCUAAAGUGGUUUGGUGUGGAGGGAGAAUACAGUGUCAUGGUUAUCGAUCUUUUGGGGCCUAGCUUGGAAGACUUGUUUAACUACUGCAACCAGAAAUUCUCAUUGAAAACAGUUCUCAUGCUUGCCGAUCAGUUGAUUAGCCGAGUUGAGUAUAUGCACUCAAGGGGUUUUCUCCACCGUGAUAUAAAACCAGAUAACUUUCUUAUGGGCCUAGGUCGUAAAGCAAAUCAGGUUUAUAUCAUUGAUUAUGGCCUGGCAAAAAAAUAUAGAGACCUGCAAACUCAUAAGCACAUACCUUACAGGGAGAAUAAAAACCUCACAGGAACAGCACGAUAUGCAAGUGUUAACACUCAUCUGGGAGUUGAGCAAAGUCGGAGAGAUGAUUUAGAAUCUCUUGGUUAUGUGCUUAUGUAUUUUCUAAGAGGAAGCCUUCCUUGGCAGGGUCUGAAAGCUGGCACUAAGAAACAGAAGUAUGACAAAAUUAGUGAAAAGAAAAUGCUUACCCCAGUAGAGGUUCUAUGCAAAUCAUAUCCAUCAGAAUUUAUAUCUUACUUCCAGUAUUGCCGAUCCUUGCGGUUUGAUGACAAGCCAGAUUACUCAUAUUUGAAGAGGCUCUUUCGUGACCUUUUUAUUCGAGAAGGCUAUCAAUCUGAUUAUGUCUUUGACUGGACCAUGUUGAAAUAUCCUCAGAUUGGUUCCAAUCCUCGAGUGCGGCAACCCAGUGGAAGAACAAGUGCGGUUGGGCCAUCUUUGGAGAGGGCAGAAAAAACUACAGCAGGACAAGAAAUUCAUGAUAGAUUCUCAGGUGCAGUUGAAGCAUUUGCAAGAAGACAUGCUACAGGUUCUAGUCAUCAUGGUGACCGUUCCAAGAACAGAACAGAUGAUGCGCGAAUGUCAUUGAAGGAGGCUGUUCAUGAAACAGAAAAAAGCCGACCAUCUUCUCGUAAUGGCAGUACAUCAAAGAGGGCUGUUUUUCCGAGCAGCCGAGCAAGUUCUUCCCUUGAGCCAGGUGAGCAGCAAGUCAGUCGAACAAGCCGGCUGUUUUCAAGCAGCAGCAGCCGCCCAUCCAGCGCCCAAGGAGUUUUUCAGCCUGGGUUGGAGGCAAGAUCAUCAUCUAUUUCCCGAACUGCAGCUGUGAGAGGAUCUCGUGAUGAACCUCUACUCCAUAGCUUUGAACUCCUCUCUAUCGGUGGGGAGAAGAGGAAGUAGAGCAUUUCUGGACUUGGCGAUGCUCUGUCCGCAGUGUUUUUUUCUGGAGGAUGAUAAUAUGUGCUUAUAAAGCAAAACAUCCCAGCCAUGACAUUUUAUUCAAAGUUCUUUGUAAUUCUUCUAGCUAGUGAGCUGCCAAAGAGGGAAUCAUGUUAGGGGUGAGCAUCGCAAGACCACCUUUUUGCUUUCACGCUGAGGCGACCCUGCAGAUUUUCAGGCUAAUACAGUUUAAAGUCAGUUGUCCAUGGGAAAUGUUUAUAUGAGACUUUCAUCUUCUCAUUAGUGAAAAAAAAAAAAAAAAAUACUUAGAUCAUACAU
Molecule: messenger RNA, 3007 nt
Organism: Elaeis guineensis (African oil palm)
Lineage: Eukaryota; Viridiplantae; Streptophyta; Magnoliopsida; Arecales; Arecaceae
Product: casein kinase 1
Biological process (GO): protein phosphorylation
Molecular function (GO): protein kinase activity; ATP binding
Source: RefSeq, a predicted model, not a curated record